Papilio machaon (common yellow swallowtail) is the source of this 2263-nucleotide messenger RNA. RefSeq lists its product as uncharacterized. Lineage: Eukaryota; Metazoa; Arthropoda; Insecta; Lepidoptera; Papilionidae. Gene Ontology annotation, biological process: phospholipid metabolic process; arachidonate secretion. The transcript is spliced from 6 exons. Bases 208 to 1977 code for a protein of 589 amino acids. The record is from RefSeq and is a predicted model, not a curated record.
CAAAGCUGCCCGUCAACCGCAAACCGCAAUUCCUUUGUACGCGAAUUAUUUUUCGGUUUUGUUUUUGACAAGUGUUUUUUUACAUCGUUUUUCAUUUCAAAAAAUUAAUAAUUUUUGUUAAGUGUGUUUGUGUUGUUUAAGAGUUCGUCUUUAUUAUAUUUUUGUUUAUUUUCUGUGAAAUAUUAAUUAUCAGAUGGACAAAGGAUAAUGUACCAUCCGGUGCGGAGAAAUAUGAAGAAUUUAGUCAUCAGUGCCAUAUUUGUAAUAUGUAUAGCUACACCAACAUUAACAGAUCCGAGAGCGUUUGAUGUACCAUUCAAAAGAAAUGACAAAAAGCAAGAAGAUACUUUUGAUAACAAUAUCAUAGACUUUGAUGAUGAAUAUUCCAUUAAAUUAAAUAAAAAUUAUGACACAGCUUCGUGGAAAAAUGUAGAUAGUAAAAAUAAAGAUUCUUAUAGGUAUACUAUUGUAAAAGAUAAGCUUAAUAUUAGAGAAAAAGAAUUUAAUCAAAAUCAAACAGAUGAAGUAAAAAAUAUUACACAAGUAACAAAAUCAAUAGAAGAAUCAACAGAAUUAUCAGAAUUUAGUGUUAUUCCUUUAGAAUUAGUUAGUACUACUGAAAAUAUAUUAGUCAGUGUAGUCGAAAGUACGACUGAAGCGGAUUUAACAGUAAUACCACUAUCAACUACGCAAAGAAUAUUACCAGAGUUUGAUAUUCAUCAAAGUGUUACAUUACCAGUUUCAACACAGCCAUCUGAAGAUUACACACCAACAACUGAACAUAGUGAUGUUACAACAAAAUAUAAUGUGAAUGAAACAAAUUCUACAACAACAUUAACCAUAGAGAUCACUAGUCAUUCAGAUAAUGAAAAUGUAACACUACUAGAUGUUAUAGCAGCAGAGACGAUCCGUAAUAACAACACAAAACUCGAGUUUGAUCACAAAGAAACAAAAGAAAACGACUCUACCGAUAAAAUUGACAUUACGACAGUUACAACUGAACACGAGACUAAUUUUACUUCAACUACCAUUGAAUCUAUAAAUCGAUUAGAUGAAACCACUGAAACUACUGACUCUAAUGAAGAGGAGGUUCCAAUUUUUACAGAAUUAGACACAGAAGGAGAAGAAGAAAAGGAUAUUCCAGAAGAUUAUUACGAUUCCAAAGAUGUCGUUCCGACAACUGCACCAAAAACAGAUGCACUUUCAGUAAUAUUUGGCUUCGCUGGCAGCGUUGUGGAGAGCGUUGUAGAGACGGUCGCUGAAAGGGUGGUCCCAAAUUGGAUUUAUGAUAUUUAUAAACGAAUGCAGAAGCAAAGUGAGGCAUUGGAAGCCGAGAAGUUAAGAAGUAGAGAAGAGAAUGGUGGAUUGGGUCAAUUUGGUCGUGGAAUCUUGAAAAGUAUUUCUUCAGGCAUCAGCAAGCCUUUGAGCCAGCUAAUGGCAGGUGUCCGGGACAUCGGUUCCUUGGACAGUGACCGAGGAUUCGUCGGUAGUUUAGCAUCUGGUGUGACCAGCGUCGCAAAUGUUGCCAAUUCUGUUGUAGACGCUUUCAAAGAUAGAGUUCAAGCAAUAUAUCCAGGCACGGUGUGGUGUGGUGACGGUCACUCAGCAGCGGCGCGCUCCGGUGAGCUGGGCCUUUUCUUCUUCACCGACACCUGCUGUCGUCAGCACGACGCUUGCAAGAUCUACAUCCGCGCCGGCGAGACCAAAUACGGUCUCACUAAUACUGGUCUAUUCACACGUUCUCACUGCAGCUGUGAUAUGAAGUUCCGCGACUGCCUGCGGCGGACCAACUCACUGGUGUCAGCACAGAUCGGCCUCACCUACUUCAACGUGCUAGGACCGCAGUGUUUCAGGAAGGCACAUCCCAUCGUCAAGUGCGUGCGCCGUACUAGAAUAACUGGUCAGAAAUGCGAAGAGUACGAGCUGGACUAUACCAAGCCUAAGAUGUGGCAAUGGUUCGACUCCGAAACCUUCUGAUGCAGUAGACCACUAGCAGACAACCUGCGGAUUACCAGCAGACUGUCAGCGGCUACAAACGUCGCAGACUGAUUCAUGUCGAAAUUAAAUGAUAUCACAGGAAAAUUCCAUGAUGGAGGCGAUUUCGUAUAAUUAUUUCAAAGUCGGUGGCUUAAAGUUUGCAAUUAAUAAUAAUAAACAGUCUCUUAGAGCCAUAACACUGUUCACUUCGCGUGAUUUAGUCCCAUCUUAACAAGACUCUUCAAGCCCACAGAUUUCCAAACUUUAUUUCUCUUACACCAUUUAC